Molecule: messenger RNA, 4598 nt
Organism: Branchiostoma floridae (Florida lancelet)
Lineage: Eukaryota; Metazoa; Chordata; Leptocardii; Amphioxiformes; Branchiostomatidae
Product: neurogenic locus Notch protein-like
Exons: 17
Coding region: 24-2837 (937 amino acids)
Molecular function (GO): calcium ion binding
Source: RefSeq, a predicted model, not a curated record
GUAAAGACCAGCCGGCUCCCCUGAUGGCCAACCAGACCGGGUACGAGUGUGGGCCGUGUCCGGGAGACAUGAUCGGGAAUGGCGAGCAGUGCGAGGACUUGAACGAGUGCAUGCUGGAUGUGAACCACACCAGAGCGCACCAGUGUGUGAAUGCCGACUGCAUCAACACGGCGAGUUCGUACUUCUGCGACUGUUUCAAAGGGUACCACAAGAGCUUGGACGGCCAUGUGUGUGUGGACAUCAAUGAAUGCCGGCAGCCCACACCAAACGACUGUGAUGACAACCAUGGCUACUGCAACAACACGGACGGUGGAUAUGUUUGUGGCUGUCUGCCAGGAUAUGAGCUUCAAAGUGAUGGCAAAACAUGCUCGGAUAUAAAUGAAUGUCUUGUGAACAACGGAGGCUGUGACCGACAGUGCAUCAACACAGAUGGAGAACACGAAUGCGAGUGUGGAGCAGCCUAUGAACUUCAUUCCAAUGGCAGAACUUGCAUAGAGCUUGAUGAAUGCAAGGCUGGAAGCAAAUGUGAACAUCUCUGUGUCGACCAUGUGGGUUACUACGAGUGUCAGUGUCAUCCCCAUUUCAACCUUGAUGUUAACGCCAGGACAUGUACUCCCUUCUAUAACUGUUCAGUGAAUAACAGUUGUCAUCCACAACCUAUUGGUGGGUGUGCGGCAAACUCUACUGGAGCUGAGUUCUGUGUCUGUGACUUCGGCUACGAACUACAGGCAAACAACUCUUGUCAAGAUAUAGAUGAAUGCACUCUUGGGACUGACAUUUGUGAUGAGAAUGCAAAGGAAUGCCGCAACACCCCCGGCAGUUAUGAGUGCAUCUGUAAGGAUGGGUUUCAGCGCACAACACUGCACGGCGGGCGAAAGUGUGACAACAUUGACGAGUGCAGCGUGAAUAAUGGGAACUGCAGUCAGAAGUGUGAGGACACCCAGGGGUCAUUCUACUGCAGGUGCCAGAAGGGCUACCACCUGGACACAGAUGGAAGGACUUGCAUAAACAUCAAUGAGUGUGCCGCCAACACAACCAACGACUGCGCAAGCAAUGCCGUCUGUAGGGAUGAUCUUGGUGGGUUCCACUGCGACUGUAACCCGGGUUACGAAGGAGAUGGAUCACUGUGUGGAGAUAUAAACGAGUGCCUGCAGAAUGGAGAUGGCGGACAAGGAGGGUGUAAAGUCGGUUGUCGGAAUUUCCUGGGCGGCUACGAGUGCAUCUGUGCCCCUGGAUUUGUUUUGGCAAAUGACAGCGUCUCUUGCAUAGCAAAGAACUGGUGUGACAGUUCCCCCUGCGAUCACUUCUGCACCAGUCUUCAGGACUCCCACAACUGCUCCUGUAGGGACGGCUACAAGCUCCACGCAGAUGGACGCACCUGUAUUAAAAUAGAGUGCCAUACAGGUUGUCACGAGCACGCAGACUACGUCUUCAAUGGCACACACAACUUCUGCCGCUGCAAAACAGGUUGGAGCGGAGAUGGCAGUACCAUAUGUGAAAUAGAUGAAUCUGCUGGAUUUGGACUGGAGUUGUCCUUCGGAGGUCUUGUUUUCAACUCGGACAUGAGCGACUGCAGAACUGAUGGGUACAAGAAUGUGAGGAGGCAGAUAGAGUUGGCGCUGACCAUGUUCUUUGAGACCCACUUCAACCAGACCAUCCGCUCAGCAUUCCAGUCAGUGUCCACGACAGAGUUCAGAAGCGGAAGUGUCAUUGCCAACGCCAUAUUGUCAACUGAUCCCUUGGCUGCUCUGACCAAUGCAGACAUCACCAAGGCAUUUGUCGACGGAGCAAAGAACACCUCAAUUAACCUUCUGGGCCUCAAUGUGUCUGCCAUUACUUAUCGAGCUUUCUGCUACAAAGGGUACUGCCAGAACGGAGGUUCCUGUUCCAUUAAGGACAAUGCAAAGUCAUGCAGCUGCCCAUUACAGUAUACUGGAGCGAGAUGCCAGAUCAACAUUGUGUCGGUCGUCUCCGGGACAACUGCAGGCUUCUUUGCUGUCUUUUUGAUCCUUGGCAUCUUCAUAAUUGUCCUGAGGAAUCAGACACUGGAGGAAAAGGCUAAGAAAUACAAGCCAACAUUUGCCAAGCCUAGUCAUCAUUGGCUGGCUGACCCAUCAGCCAUAGACAAGGCAGACUCCCAGGAAAACUUGUACGACAUCCAGGUGACCAGGUUCCUUCCCGGGGUGCGCAAAAGGCACAAGUCUGCAUCACACACCAUCAGGAGCACGUCUUCUGUGGCCGGGGCUCUCAGGGACAAGGAGCUCUAUGAGGAGAUCUUCAUGUCAAGUAUGAGGUACCGUCUCCCCCGGCCUGUGAUCGACCCCCGGGCAUUGCAAGCCCUUCUGGACGCCAUCACACCAUCAAUAGAUGGAAGGCAGUCUGUGAGCACACGCAGCGUCAAGUCCAUAGACAUAGGGGAGAGAUUCAGCAUGGGUCGCACAGAUGAAGAUGCAUACAGCAUGGCUUUUGGUCCUGAGACGCAUGGAGAGGACUUCCACUUUGAUUUCACCUCAGAUGAUGAUGAUGCCAAGAGCCAUCUGAGUUUCACGUUCUUCUGUGAGAGCACCACCGAGCAGAACAUAGAUGACGAGGAGGUCUUUGAUGACAGCGCAUCGCAGAGGAGUGAGAUAGCAUUUGAGAUAGGUUCUCACACAACUGACGACACACACAGCGAGACAACAAGCUACACCUCGGAGAGCUCCUGGUCUGAUGCAACAGUCAUCAAUGCUGCUGUACCGAUGCCUCCCCAAGCUAGGCCUCGGCCACCCCCCAAUAUUAUGGGCUCUCUCGUCAACCGAUAUGCUAAAGACUGGCAAUUUGGUUACAAGAAAUUCUGAUGCUAUCAGCUUUAACUGUAAUUGUCAAGGAGAUAAAAAAGGCUUCCUAGGGGGUGCAGAAUGAGCUAAUCUUGAUGAGUUAAAACAUUUUAGUUCAUUGACCUCUGUCAAUUGACACUUGCUGUGGUGGUUUAAACUGACCAGCAUCUAACAUUAAGCAAGUUAAGGACUUUGUGCUCAUCAAAAAAUUAUCAAAAAUAAUCAUCGAAUAUAUAUAAUCCUGCUUUAAUCCUAUGUUAAGGACUUGACAUCAUCUACAAAACUUCUAUGCUGCAAACAGUUUUGUUGUUGUUUGCAUAGUGGUUUAGUUGCCAAAAAUUCAUGAAACGUUGCAAAUGGAUGUCAUUAGCGAAAGUGUAGAAUACAUUUAAUUGGAAACAGACAUCAUUGAUUGAUUCAUAUUAUAUUAGAGUUAGGUUUAACUUGGCUAUGUUUCUUUUCAGAGGAAUGUUAAAGUAACUAGUCAACAAUAAUUGUGUUAGUAUCUUUACUGAUUCAUUACAAUUAGCUACAAUGAAUUAAGUAAACCACAAUUUUUGUCUGUGUUGUUUUGCCUAGUAUCUAUACUCAAAUACGUAUUACUACUUAUCAUUAUAACUAACAUCUCAACAUGGAGAAUACUUCUCAACAAUGAAUAUACAAGACUAACUUAGAUAAGUUUGUAAAGAUCAUAUUUUGAGUAAGUGGAUAUCAAGACUAGUUUAAGAGUAAGUUCAUGUUACGGUACAUGUACACCUCAUUGUUUGAUAUGUUAAUACAUUUAAAUUGAAAUGAACUUAAGAUUGAAAAUGAGUGAUUAUCUAUAGGUUUAAAUGUUAGCCAAUUGUUAUGGAAUGGACUUUAUACUAAUAUUUUCUCACUAUCAUGAUUAUGUGUAUAAAGCAGGCAUCAAUCAAGCUGUUCUGUUUGAAAAUAUAAGGAACAAUACUUCCAUCUUCAUAAAAGAAAUGGACAAAGGCAUAUUUGAUUCAUUAUAGAGCUGUGUCAGCUGUCAUUGUGGCAUUUUAUUAACAUAAGCAAAAACCUGUUUAUUGUACAUGUUCCUGAUUUAGGUUCCAACAUAUGAAACCGUUCCAGAAUUAAUCUAACAGCUACAUAGUACAUAAUUAAGACACAGUCGAAGAUGACAAGUGGUUUGAUGCCUGGAUAAUCUAUGUUACAAACAUGUUACAUUGUUAGUCAUUGUUCUAUGUGUACAUGUAUUUUAGCUCUGCUUAAAUUGAGGUUGACCUGAUUAGGAUUUUUAAUAACUUCUGGUCUUCCGUGUACUUUUUCUGGGUCCAAUAUGUUGUGUGCAAUGAUGAAAAAAUACUAGUAACAGCACUCACUGGUGCAGUAUUGUGCACUUUUUUAAAUUGAAUUAUUUAGCAGAUUCUCCUGCCUCAUGUGCAAAAUAAAAUAAAACUAACCAUGAUGUAGCAUGAUGUCAACUAUUGUAUGAUACUUGGACCUUUUCUAUCCCCUUAAAACCCCUCUUUCCACCUUGUACAUGCGCCAACAGGAAGGGGUAAUGAGCAGUUCAUAACAGUACUUUAUCAUCAACAUCUCGCAAUGUCCAAUCCUUGCAAGACAGGGAACAUUGACCGUAAAACUGGAUGGUGAGUGAGUGAGCACAUAUUUUCCUUCUUCACCCUACACCAUUUUAUAAAUUCAUCUCUAAUACAUGUAUGUAAGCCAUUGAAUUUGUAUGGCUGAAAGCCAUUCCUGUGUCAAACAAGACAGUCACAGUAUGACCGCUUUGCAACUGCUAGCCAAAAAAAA